Lactuca virosa is the source of this 1995-nucleotide messenger RNA. The record is from the annotation of a GenBank genome assembly. Lineage: Eukaryota; Viridiplantae; Streptophyta; Magnoliopsida; Asterales; Asteraceae.
AUGUCUUUUUCCAUCAAGUUGUGCAUAUUUAAAUCCAUUUGUCUAGUAAAGAUGCCUGCAACGAAUCCAGCUUCUCCACCACCAUCACCACUGCCACAGUCACCACUACGACCUUGUGGAAAUCUAGUUGAAGCCGAAGAAAGAGCAGCAUACCUCAGCAUUUGCGUUCCUCUCUAUAAUGCAUCAAUAAGAGGUGAUUGGGAAGCUGCACAAGUCAUCCUUGCCGAACACCACUCUCUAGACCUGGUGGGCUAUCCCAUCACAGAAAAUAAUGAAACUGCACUUCAUAUUGCUGCAUCGGCAAAAACCAGCAAAAAGAUGGAAACGUUUGUGCGAAAUCUAGUGAAUAAGAUGACAAGCGAACAGUUAGAACUUAGAAAUAAUGAUUCCAACACAGCACUAUGUUUAGCUGCAGCAGCCGGAAAUAUCAAAAUUGCCAUGAUUAUGUUGAUAAAAAAUCCAAAACUGGUGAAUAUUCCUGGCGCUGAACAAAUGAUGCCACUCUACUGGGCAUCAUUAUUUGGAAAAAAAGAGAUGAUUCGUUAUCUCUACGAUAAAUCUACGCACAUGACGGGAGAUGAUUGGGCCAAAGAAUCCAGACGCAAUUGGGUUCUUCAGAAAUGCGUUGAAGCUAAUCUCUUUGAUGUCGCUUUCAAAAUAGUGACUGAAUGGCCAAAUAUCGCUGUCGAUUCGCGUGUACUUGGAUCAUUGGCUCGAAAAAAGGAUGCAUUCAAAGUAUCAAAACCAUGUUUUAUCUGGAGAAUCAUACGUCGAUUUUUCCCAGCCAUUUAUGUCAAGGUCGGGCCUGCAGAAAAUCCAAGGGAUGCUGUUAAACUACUAAGAUUAAUUUGGACACGUAUUCUAAUAACAUAUUCAAAGGAUGCCGUUAGUAAAAUUAUCAGUGGGCCAUCUGAUCAGAUGCCACUCGCCUCUAAGAAGGAACAUGUGGAGGGAAUUAUACUUCAAACUAUUUCAAAAAAUGUUGAGAAGAUACAUGAUAGUCUUCAUAGCCAUUGGAAUGGGACUUCUGCUGUAACACAACCACAAGGUGGGACACAAAUACAAGAUCUUAUAUGGAAGAAAAAUCAUUACAAGCAAACAAUAUUUCAUGUUGCUGUCUCAUAUCGUCAUGAGGAUAUAUUUAAUCUUCUUCAAGAGAUCGGCUCAAUGAAGGACAUGAUAACAUCAAUUAAGGACGUUGAUCGAAAUAAUAUGUUGCAUUUAGCUGGAAAGAUAGCAAACGAAAACAGACUUCAAGUGGUUUCAGGGGUUGCUUUGCAAAUGCAACGAGAAUUGUUAUGGUUUAAGGAAGUAAAAGAUAUGGUUCCCUCGAAUUAUCUAGAAGAGAAGAACAAUGAUAAUUUAACACCACAUGAAUUGUUUAGCAAAGAGCACAAAGAUUUAAUGUCUGCCGGUGAAAAAUGGAUCAAAGGCACUGCUAACCAAAGCAUGGUGGUGGCAACCCUCAUAACUACCAUUGCUUUCGCAGCAGCUUUUACAGUUCCUGGAGGGUACAAUCAAAACAAUGGUGUUCCUAUGUUCCUUCAUAACCCCGCUUUCAUAGUAUUUGUCAUAUCAGACGCCAUUUCUUUGACAAGCUCUUCGAUUUCAAUUCUCAUAUUUUUAUCUAUCCUCACAUCUCGUUAUGCUGAAGAGGAUUUCUUGGAAUCGUUACCUAAGAGGCUAUUGUUUGGCCUAGCAACACUCUUCUUAUCUAUAGCCUCCAUGAUGGUCGCUUUUAGUGAGAGUUUCUUUGUCCUCUAUCGAAACAACUUGAUUUGGGUACCAAUUGUUAUUAGCGUAAUUGCUUCGAUGCCAGUCCUUUUUUAUGUUAGACUUCAAUAUAAGCUUCUGAAGGAUGUUUAUCACUCAACGAAUGGUUCCAAGAAUCUCUUCAAGCAAAAAGAGUUUAUGAUUUACUAUCAAAAUCCAAAGCUUUAAUUAUUUGUCAUUUACCCGUGACCUUCAUUUCAACAUGUGAUUUUUAUGGCACUG